Messenger RNA from Leopardus geoffroyi (Geoffroy's cat), 1668 nucleotides. RefSeq names its product calmodulin-lysine N-methyltransferase (gene CAMKMT). The record is from RefSeq and is a predicted model, not a curated record. Lineage: Eukaryota; Metazoa; Chordata; Mammalia; Carnivora; Felidae. Gene Ontology annotation, cellular component: cytoplasm. The coding region runs from base 53 to 1156 and encodes 367 amino acids. Gene Ontology annotation, molecular function: calmodulin-lysine N-methyltransferase activity. The transcript is spliced from 11 exons.
CAAUGACGCGAGCCGCGCUGCCCCGGUUGCCAAGGAGACGCGAAUACCGGAAAUGCGGAAUUCGGGGAGGGCGCGCGCGCUGGGGCUGUCGGAGCUCACAGGUCCUGACUGGGAACAAGUAGACAGGUCCUGGCAGGGGAGAGUUGUGGUGGCGACGGCGCGGGGUAUAGGCGGGUUUAACGGGAUGGAGUCGCGAGUCGUGGAUGCCGAGGCCCGCGAGGCUCAGAGUGCUGCGGGCGAGGGCCCAGCAAGCGGCGACGCCUCUCAGAGGCUUCCAGUCUCGGAGCCCUUGGGAGCUGCCCGGUGGAAGCUUCUGCGGCAGGUUCUGAAGCAAAAACACCUGGAUGACUGUCUGCGACACGUAUCUGUGAGAAGAUUCGAAUCAUUUAAUCUGUUUUCAGUAACAGAAGCCCAAAAAAGGACAACCGAAGAGGACGUUGGUGCAUGGAUCCAAUAUACAAGUGUCUUCUAUCCUGAGUACAGCAUUUCUUUAAGGCAUAAUAAUGGAUCUUUGAAUGUUGAAGAUGUUCUUACCAGCUUUGACAAUACAGGAAAUGUUUGCAUCUGGCCAUCUGAAGAGGUUUUGGCUUACUACUGCCUCAAGCACAGUCAUAUAUUCAGGGACCUUGCUGUGUGUGAGCUAGGGGGUGGCAUGACAUGCUUGGCUGGGCUCAUGGUUGCUAUUUCUGCAGAUGUCAAAGAAGUUCUGUUAACUGAUGGGAAUGAAAAGGCCAUCAGAAACGUGAGAGACAUCAUCACAAGGAAUCAGAAGGCUGGUGUGUUUAAAACUCGGAAAAUAUCAAGCGGCGUUUUACGAUGGGAUAAUGAGACAGAUGUCUCUCAACUGGAAGGACAUUUUGACAUUGUUAUGUGUGCUGACUGCCUGUUUCUGGACCAGUACAGAGCCAGCCUUGUUGAUGCAAUAAAGAGAUUACUCCAGCCCAGAGGGAAAGCAAUGGUAUUCGCCCCACGCCGAGGGAAUACUUUAAACCAGUUUUGCAAUCUAGCUGAAAAAGCUGAUUUCUCUAUCCAAAGACAUGAAAAUUAUGAUGAACACAUUUCAAACUUCCACUCCAAGUUGAAAAAGGAAAACCAGGAUGUAUAUGAAGAAAACCUUCAUUACCCGCUUCUGCUUAUUUUAACCAAAAAUGGAUAGAAGAUUAAGAUGUUCAAAAGACGAAGAAAACACCAAGUGCACAGGGAAUAUUUUCACAAAAACAGAAGUCUGGGAUGGGAUUUUUUUUAAAUCCUCCCUGAGGAGGCUCCCUGAGGCCCCCUGAGAUUUGUGAGCCCUCCCCCGCCCCCACCACCUUUGCAACAUUCCACAUGUGGGUUAUGGAGUCCACCUGUCCUCACUCACGUCAUUUCCAGCCUUGCUGGACUCCUCCUUUUAUCGUCUGCUCUUCUUGUGCCAAACCUUUGUUUGUCUUCAAAUAUCUAUAAACAGCCUGCGAUUUGAAUUGGACUUAUGAGAAUCCUAAAUAUUUUUCCUUUUGAGACAGAAUUUCUUUUGGUUGAUUCCCUCUCGCGCCAGCCCUUUUAGAAAAUAUCUUGGUCUUUGUUUUACUUUGUGGUGGUAGUUUUUAAUCUGUAAACAGCUAACAUCAUGAUUCUUUCCUGGUUGAGAAAAGAAAGAAAUAAAGGCAUAUCUUUCUCACCUCCCUCAAA